AACAAACAGUCUCAGUUCUCGAACUUCUGAAUGCAGCUGGUUGUGAUCAUCGGAAUCCGGAUGUGAUGAAAAUGUUUGAGCUCGAAGUUUCUGCAGCAGCAGCUGCUGUAGCGCGCGGGAGUCUCGCGCACGAACUCAUUAUUCAGCGUCUGCUUGACAGGGAUUUUUGUACUAUUUUUGUGAGGAAUCUGAUAGUUUUUACAGAGUUUUGAUCCUAAACUGACUAUUAAGGAAACUUUUUCUAACGGGACUUCGUUUUGCCUGAAGAAAGGAUGCGAAUAAAGGCGUUUGGGAGUUAACAUGUUUGAAAGGUUUGAGGGCUGAUUGCGUGGGGGAUUGUUGUUUUUGGGUGUGUUUAGUAUCUAAACAUCUGGCUCAUGUCCUCGGAGACUAUUUUACCUCCGGAGGGGCCUGAAGGGCCAAAAAAGCAGCUACAAGAGGAGACAAACCCACUUCUGUCCAAAUCAACAGAUAAAUGCAACCGCUGCACUGAUGAAUCCUCAGAUGUUACAGAAACAUCCCAAACUCCGAUACCAGGAGAUAACACUUCAGACGGGCAGGAUCACAUGACCGAGAACCACACCCAUGAUGAUCUUGUUAGAACUCAACCUCAGCCUCUACCCCAGCCAGCAACAUCCCUGCAGCAUGGCAUCGACGGAGAGGCUGCCAGACAGCAGAACGGCCUGCACACGGUGCUAAGUAACGGCCACGGCACGCCCCACGGGGUCACACAGCCGCCCUCCGCCGGCCCCACAUCUGAGUCCAGGAAGCACCCGUCACCCGUCUCGCACCGCAUGCAGAGAAAGCUUCGCUCUAGUCUGUCGGUCAACAGCGACAGCAGCAGAAGGAGCAAAAGCAGCUCGACAGGUUCCCAUAAACCCGGCUCAACUCCAGAGGACUGCUGUGUCCACUGCAUCCUGGCCUGCCUGUUUUGUGAAUUUCUCACUCUGUGCAAUAUGGUGGUGGCUCAGGCCUCGUGCGGCACCUGCACAUCAGAAGCCUGUUGCUGCUGCUGCUGCGCAGACGACCUGGGAGACGACUGCAACUGCCCUUGUGACAUGGACUGUGGCAUUAUGGAUGCGUGCUGUGAGUCCUCGGACUGCCUGGAGAUCUGCAUGGAGUGCUGCGGGAUCUGUUUCCCAACAUAAAAGCCCUGAUACAUGCAGGCCACAGCCAGGACAGAUGUUGAGCGAGAGAGUGUGUGUCUGUGUAUGUGUGAGUAUGUGUGAAUGAGAGCUAUGGAGUGUGUUCUUUUCACACUUGUGAAAAAUCUGUUCCUCAGCUCAAGAUGACCAUAAAGGUCAUAAGAAAGGACUAAAAUACAUGACAUACUUCACGUAUCCUCGUAGACUAAAAGUGCAUAAAGACAGAUAUUCAGUGCUUUAUAUUAAAUGCUUUAAUGUAUCAGAGCUUGUUCUAUUUACUGUUUUUACAUCUCUUUGCAGAGGUUUUUGACAUUUUGUUUUUAAAGACACUUCACACUUUAUAAUUUUAAAAACUUGCAGAUGUUGAAAUUAAAACGGUAGACAUCACACAACUUGAGGUUGUGCUGCACAUCACUGUAAUUUGAGUGGAAACGCGGCACUUUCACACUGUCAGAGGUCAAGCCUUUGUGGGUGUUAAGAGGGAUUCUUAUUUUGAACUGUUUCUGAAAAACAGAGAGGGCUGUUUAAAUGAUGCCAAUUUUGUAAGUCUUUAUUUAAACUGUCUACUGUAGCUCAUUUAAUUAAAUGUCCCUAAGUUCUUGAAACGACAUUAGCAGUUAGCUUGCUGGUGCUUUAAAGACACAGAUGAACUGGAUGCACAGAAUAGUGUAGAAUGCAAAUGCCGAAAUCCACUUUAUGCAAGUGUUUCGUAACUCUACAAGUUACGUGUAAACUUGACUUUUUGUUUUUCUAUAUUAAGCCUCUGCUAAAGAUACACUAUAAAAGCCCCUUUUUGCUUUAGUACUUAAGUGAAUGCUCAAUACACUAUUGCAAAGUGUUCUUUUCCUUGACUGUUAAAUCAUACAUGUAGUUCAGAUUGCAUUUCCUAAGGCCUUCUUGUGAAUUGUACAAAGCUGGCAUUUGUCGGCAUUAUGUAAGCUAAUGUUAGCAUCAUAACGUUAACACAGUUGGUUUUUUGUUCAUAGUGCGCAAUGCCUUUGGUACGCCGUGCGUUUGUGAUUCGUCUGACUCAUCUCGGUCAAAACUGCUUAUGACAUAUUUGCCAAACUGCACUUCAGAACACAGUGUGACUGAACUGACCUGAAACAUUCAACUGAACUUGGUUCAAAACAAACAAAUUUACCUCUACAGACUUUACCUCUCCAGAAUCAGACUAGUUCUUGUGUGUCUUUUGACGAGACCCACUUUAAAAACAACUUGCA
Sinocyclocheilus anshuiensis is the source of this 2368-nucleotide messenger RNA. RefSeq names its product myoD family inhibitor domain-containing protein-like. Bases 378 to 1148 code for a protein of 256 amino acids. The transcript is spliced from 5 exons. Lineage: Eukaryota; Metazoa; Chordata; Actinopteri; Cypriniformes; Cyprinidae. The record is from RefSeq and is a predicted model, not a curated record.